This is a messenger RNA of Syzygium oleosum, 1881 nucleotides long. RefSeq names its product UDP-glycosyltransferase 73B3-like. Bases 220 to 1677 code for a protein of 485 amino acids. The record is from RefSeq and is a predicted model, not a curated record. NCBI's taxonomy places the organism in Eukaryota, Viridiplantae, Streptophyta, Magnoliopsida, Myrtales, Myrtaceae. The transcript has a single exon. Gene Ontology annotation, molecular function: UDP-glycosyltransferase activity.
ACCUAUCCAAAGAAGCAUCAUCACUCCCUAAGCAAGCGUAAGCGAUUACGUACUCAUCUCCGUUCAUUUGAUAUAUUAGCCUUGACAAAAGUAACCAACUCCACGACCUCUGAGUCGAAUAAAGCCGCCAUUGCCACGCUCACACCCGUUAGUCAACAGCUUCUCUCGUACAUAAGUUGUUCAAAUUUUGUAUCUUUCGAAUAGAUUGGUCCGAAACCAAUGGCAGGAGGUGAGAUUUGGGUCCUCCCGGCUUUCGGGCAAGGCCAUCUCUUCCCCUGCAUCGAGCUGUGCAAGCUCGUCACCUCCCGAAACCGCAAGGCCACCCUCGUCGUCUCCUCCAUUCUCUCUUCCUCUGUCCCCUCCACCUUCCACGACCACCCUCUCACGGACGUCAUCGUCGUCCCGGCAGAUCCGCCGCGUGGCGGCAGCGACGGGAUUCAACUCCAUAUGGAACGUGGCAAGGCCCAGCUCGCUGACUUCCUCAAGGAGCUCCUCACGGCCCGGUUGGGGAGCUCGACCUGGCCCGUCUGCGCCGUGCUUGAUGUUCUCGUCAUAAGUGGCUGGGCGGCUGAAGUGUUCGACAAGUUUGGAGUUCGGACGGUCGGAUUUUUCACCUCCGGAGGUUGCUCCGCCGCGAUGGAUCUCGCGGCCUGGAAGGGUAGCCCGCUGGACAUCGAGCCCGGGGAGACCCGUUUGCUUCCUGGGUUACCCGAAGAAAUGGGGCUCACGGUUUCGGAUCUUAAAAGGCGGACUAGCGUGGCUAGAUUGCGGAAGUGGGGCCAGCAGCAGGGGCAUGGAGCGGGUUCGGACACGGGUCCAGGUUCUUCUCGGCCUUUGGGUCUGGGUGGGCCGCCGAGGAUGCCCGGCGAAAAGCCAUACUGGGUGGAUCCCACCGAGAGCUCUAUCGCGUUGGUGAUCAACACGUGUCACGAUCUCGAAGGUCCAUUUCUUGAUUACCUAGCCAAUCAAGUUGGCAAACCCGUUUGGGGCGUGGGUCCACUUCUCCCGGAUCAAUACUGGAUGUCAUCCGGUUCUCUCGUCCGAGAUCGCGAGAUCCGACCCAGCAAGCAAAGCAACGUGACCGAGGAGGACGUCAUCCGAUGGCUGGACUCGAAGCCGCGCGGCUCCGUGAUCUACGUGUCCUUUGGCAGCUCCGUGGGGCUGACGACGGAGGAAUACGACACGCUGGCCAAGGCGUUGGAAGGGUCCGCGUGGCCGUUCAUAUGGGCGAUCCAACCGGGCUCAGGCGGGUCCAGAGAAGGGUACUACCCUAACGGGCUGGAGGCCAAGGUGCGCGAACGGGCCCUGAUAAUAACUGGAUGGGCACCGCAGCUCCUGAUACUGAGCCAUUCGUCGACGGGCGGAUUCUUAUCGCACUGCGGGUGGAACUCGACGGUGGAAGCCCUGGGCCGCGGGGUCCCCUUUUUGGCAUGGCCCAUCAGGGGGGACCAGUUCUACAAUGCCAAGCUGGUGGCGCACCAUCUGAAGGUGGGGUACAGGGUAUCAGAUGAUGACUUGGUGAUGGUCAAGAAGGAGGAGAUAGUGAAGGGAAUUGAUAAGCUCAUGAGUGAUGAAGAGGUGAAGGAAAGAGCUGCCAAGGUAAGUGGCAUGUUUCAGGGUGGAUUCCCUGCAAGUGCAGUGGCUGAUUUAGAUGCUUUUAUCAAUUUUCUCACCUAAAAUCAUGUUGACUUGAGAUAAAUACUUUCUCUUGAGUUUGGAGGAACAUUUGUAACAAGGUUCUCCCAACCUACUGGCAUAGUAAGAGAUAAUUGGACCAAGAAAAUAUGUUAUUCUCGGUGCUUUUGCUAAUGUAGAACAAAGUAUCUCAUGCAUCAGUAAUCCCGCAUGUUCUACUGACGUGGCAUUACCCAUUUAGUCAAA